This is a messenger RNA of Puccinia graminis f. sp. tritici CRL 75-36-700-3, 2100 nucleotides long. RefSeq lists its product as uncharacterized. The coding region runs from base 1 to 2100 and encodes 699 amino acids. The record is from RefSeq and is a predicted model, not a curated record. NCBI's taxonomy places the organism in Eukaryota, Fungi, Basidiomycota, Pucciniomycetes, Pucciniales, Pucciniaceae. The transcript has 20 exons.
AUGGAGGGGACGGCGGUGAUGAGGAAUAUUAUCCUGGAAGCCAGGAACGGGAUGGGUUUCUGUACAUUGAGCACUGGGAUUUGGAGAUCUAUCGGGUGGACCAGCAGUGAGUUCGACCAAGGGACCCAAGGAUGGAGGUCUAAGAUGAUGACCCUGAUGGUGGCUCUCCUUAAGGCUAGGUCCAAGGUCCCCCCCAACCUAGAGGUCACCCCCAACCCCCCUAGACAUCCCAAUCGCCAACCCAAUCACUCUUGGAUUACUCUGUCCAACUCUGGCAUCCUGACAUAUCUUCCAAAGGCUACUACCAUUUGCCAAUCAAACGACCUGGCAACCUUCUUCCUGAUUUGUACUUUAAGCCAUCCCACUUGCCCAACCCAAUCACUCUUGGAUUACUCUGUCCAACUCUGGCAUCCUGACAUAUCUUCCAAAGGCUACUACCAUUUGCCAAUCAUAGGACCUGGCAACCUUCUUCCUGAUUUGUACUUUAAGCCAUCCCACUUGCCAACCCAAUCACUUUUGGAUUACUCUGUCCAACUCUGGCAUCCUGACAUAUCUUCCAAAGGCUACUACCAUUUGCCAAUCAUAGGACCUGGCAACCAUCCCACUUGCCCAACCCAAUCACUCUUGGAUUACUCUGUCCAACUCUGGCAUCCUGACAUAUCUUCCAAAGGCUACUACCAUUUGCCAAUCAUAGGACCUGGCAACCUUCUUCCUGAUUUGUACUUUAAGCCAUCCCACUUGCCAACCCAAUCACUCUUGGAUUACUCUGUCCAACUCUGGCAUCCUGACAUAUCUUCCAAAGGCUACUACCAUUUGCCAAUCAUAGGACCUGGCAACCAUCCCACUUGCCCAACCCAAUCACUCUUGGAUUACUCUGUCCAACUCUGGCAUCCUGACAUAUCUUCCAAAGGCUACUACCAUUUGCCAAUCAUAGGACCUGGCAACCAUCCCACUUGCCCAACCCAAUCACUCUUGGAUUACUCUGUCCAACUCUGGCAUCCUGACAUAUCUUCCAAAGGCUACUACCAUUUGCUAAUCAUAGGACCUGGCAACCAUCCCACUUGCCCAACCCAAUCACUCUUGGAUUACUCUGUCCAACUCUGGCAUCCUGACAUAUCUUCCAAAGGCUACUACCAUUUGCCAAUCAUAGGACCUGGCAACCUUCUUCCUGAUUUGUACUUUAAGCCAUCCCACUUGCCAACCCAAUCACUCUUGGAUUACUCUGUCCAACUCUGGCAUCCUGACAUAUCUUCCAAAGGCUACUACCAUUUGCCAAUCAUAGGACCUGGCAACCAUCCCACUUGCCCAACCCAAUCACUCUUGGAUUACUCUGUCCAACUCUGGCAUCCUGACAUAUCUUCCAAAGGCUACUACCAUUUGCCAAUCAUAGGACCUGGCAACCUUCUUCCUGAUUUGUACUUUAAGCCAUCCCACUUGCCAACCCAAUCACUCUUGGAUUACUCUGUCCAACUCUGGCAUCCUGACAUAUCUUCCAAAGGCUACUACCAUUUGCCAAUCAUAGGACCUGGCAACCAUCCCACUUGCCCAACCCAAUCACUCUUGGAUUACUCUGUCCAACUCUGGCAUCCUGAAAUAUCUUCCAAAGGCUACUACCAUUUGCCAAUCAUAGGACCUGGCAACCAUCCCACUUGCCCAACCCAAUCACUCUUGGAUUACUCUGUCCAACUCUGGCAUCCUGAAAUAUCUUCCAAAGGCUACUUCCACUUGCCAAUCAUAGGACCUGGCAAGCAUCCCACUUGCCCAACCCAAUCACUCUUGAAUUACCCGUCCAACUCUGGCAUCCUGAAAUAUCUUCCAAAGGCUACUACCAUUUGCCAAUCAAAGGACCUGGCAACCUUCUUCCUGAUUUGUACUUUAAGCCAUCCCACUUGCACAACCCAAUCACUCUUGGAUUACUCUGUCCAACUCUGGCAUCCCGAACUAUCUUCCAAAGGCUACUACCAUUUGCCAAUCAUAGGACCUGGCAACCAUCCCACUUGCCCAACCCAAUCACUCUUGGAUUACUCUGUCCAACUCUGGCAUCCUGAAAUAUCUUCCAAAGGCUACUACCAUUUGCCAAUCAUAGGACCUGGCAACUAG